This is a messenger RNA of Psammomys obesus (fat sand rat), 828 nucleotides long. It is a transcript of the gene Pclaf, whose product is annotated as PCNA clamp associated factor. Gene Ontology annotation, biological process: regulation of cell cycle; translesion synthesis. Gene Ontology annotation, cellular component: nucleus. Gene Ontology annotation, molecular function: chromatin binding. The transcript is spliced from 4 exons. The coding region runs from base 77 to 412 and encodes 111 amino acids. The record is from RefSeq and is a predicted model, not a curated record. NCBI's taxonomy places the organism in Eukaryota, Metazoa, Chordata, Mammalia, Rodentia, Muridae.
GUCAUUUUCGGAUCCUUGUCCAGUUGAAACAUCUGCAGCAGGGGAGUCCGUGAGCAUUGUCUCUUCCGCUGUGAGCAUGGUGCGGACCAAGGCAAACUACGUCCCGGGAGCCUACAGAAAAGUGGUGGCUUCUCGAGCCCCCAGGAAGGUGCUUGGCUCUUCCACCUUUGUCACCAAUUCGUCCUCGUGUUCGUCAAGAAAAGCUGAACAUAAGUAUGCAGGAGGGAAUCCAGUUUGUGUGCGCCCAACUCCCAAGUGGCAAAAGGGCAUUGGAGAAUUCUUCAGGCUGUCCCCUAAAGAUUCUGAAAAAGAGAACAAGGUUCCUGAAGAAGCAGGAAGCAGUGGUUUAGGAAAAGCAAAGAGAAAAGCAUGUCCUUUGCAACCUGAUCACACAGAUGAUGAAAAUGAAUAGAACUUACUCAUCUGAAUAAUGUCUUCAGUUUACUUACGUAUUCUAGGAUGUAAAUUUGGAUAGAUGGGUUUGUUUAAUUGGUUUGCUGAAUAGGCAUUUAAAUUAAAAAACAAGGCUAAAAUUUGGCCAUUCAAAAGCAAUUGGCUAUGAAAUUGGAGAAUUUUUAUAAUCUGUAAAUUCUAAUUACAUACGUGAAUUUAUGUCAUAUGCUGUUUAUUUUACCUGUUAAGCUUCUUCCUAAAAUCUAUUACAAGAUGCUGUAAUUACUAAUCUACUGUCUGAGAUUUGCUUGGAUCUUUGUACUGAUGCCAUUUUAUGGGCAUUGAUUAUAGAAAUAGUGACGUACUGUAAUGGCUUGUUUGCUUUAAAAAGCUGACUUAGUCUUUUUCACAUUAAAAAAUUCAGUAUUAAUUAAA